UUCUGCCGCUGCCAGGUCUAGUGAUCUUAGUUUACACUGAACGCUCGAAGCGUACGAACACGCAAAAAAAGUCAGAAACGUUCCUACUUACAAGUGCUCCAUUCAGACCGCGUUACGGACGAUCGCGCACACUUCGGCCGAGAUUUAUUGUGAGCUAAACAACCCCCCAAAGCCAGCAUCAUCACGUUGAAAGACGAACAGCGGCUCAACGCGUUGGACACGUUAGUAGACAGUUUGAAGCCGCUGGUGAACGAGAUGCAUAUUCAUCCGAGCUCGCCGAAUUCGUCCCAGUCGGAGGAUGACGCCGCCACGAAAAUCCAAGCCGGAUUCCGUGGCUACCGGGUGCGAAAGCAAAUCCGCCAGAACAAGGGCGGAAAUGGAUCGUCGACUGCCAGCGGAUCCAACGGUCAGCAGCGAUCACCGAAGGUCGGCAAGAAAAUCGGUGCAAGCCUAGAGGACAAUUCGGCGGUGAAGAUACAGGCCGGAGUACGGGGCUUUCUGGUGCGUAAGCGACAGAAAGUGGCCACCGAAGCUGCCACCAAGAUUCAGGCUAGCUUUCGUGGGUUCAAAACACGCAAGGACCUGAAAACGACCAAAACGGAGAAGUAAUGAGAGCGAACCUCGCGAACAAUUCCAGAGAAUUGCUGCCGAAUCAGUCAGUGACCACAAAGAAACGGAGACCUAUUUUAAUUGUAGUUAGUUAGCAGUGUGACUUUUUUUAUAGAUAGAAAUGUUGUACAUUUGAAUCAUAAACAGUAAUCUUACCCAGAUUGUACCACAAGUGGCAUGAGGUUGAAGAGUUCGAAAAAAAACAAAAACUGUGAGUCAGAGUCUCGACCCCGGACGGUCAAUAACAAAUUCCAGUGAUGUUCUGGAACUGGUACUCCCGUUCGAAUAUGGUUAUUGCUUACUCACAGUGGGAUCUGACCAUUUUGCCAUGAUCUGGCACUCUGCUACUGAUUCUCAACAACAGAAGAUGAAGGAAAAAAACAAGUGUUGCUUCGUUGCUUAUAGGUUUAAGUGUAUGUGAUCUGUUUGCUACUUCCCAUUUUUAUAGACGUGGAAGGAAGUACCCCCUAAUAAGAGAUGAGAUAAACAUAAUUUGUAUUUGGUAUAAACCAUGUUUUGGUUGGGGAUGUUUGUAAACUAAAAAACAGAUUCAGAAAAAAAACAGUAAUACCCUAAACUUUGACUAAAAUCGCGAGGAUUAGAGCAACUCACAUAACUAGGAGUUUCAUUCAGUUUUCAUUUUUCCCCAUUUUCCAGACGGUCAAGAUACUCUAUAAUUAGAGUCCGUCAUUGAUCACAGUGAAAAAAAAUUAACGUGCACUGGAGGUAUUUGAAUGAGAAUUGUUUUCUCUUUCUCCAUUUGAAAACAUUGAUCCACGCAUGCAGGAAGAUGCUCAGAACAUACCCAAAGCGGCGGAAAAAUAGCGGAAAGAUCACAACAUAAAAUCUAUCACAACGGGCAAAAAAAACCGAAACAGUUAGAUACAAACAACAUCCAGGCAAAAGACCUUCAACCGGGAAAAAAAAGAAUCGUAUUUUCUACUGAUGAUCAUUUUUCAAACAACAGUGAUUCUUGCAGCCUUUUUCUACACAAUAUGAAAGCAAUUAAAAAUUAAACGUAAUGUAUUUCGUACAAGUAUUUAUAUUUGCUAAUAAUGUAAAUCUUUGUUAGUUUAAAUAAAGAUAGUUUCUAGUGAUAAAAA
This is a messenger RNA of Malaya genurostris, 1712 nucleotides long. RefSeq names its product IQ domain-containing protein N-like. The record is from RefSeq and is a predicted model, not a curated record. The transcript has a single exon. Bases 256 to 609 code for a protein of 117 amino acids. Lineage: Eukaryota; Metazoa; Arthropoda; Insecta; Diptera; Culicidae. Gene Ontology annotation, molecular function: calmodulin binding.